CAUGGAUGUUUGACCACAAGAUGUCUUCACCUGGGUAUCCCCAAUCGAAUGGCAAGGCUGAGAACGCGGUACAGACAGUGAAGAGACUUUUCCAAAAGUGCAAAGAGUCUGGCAUCUCUGAGUUCCAAGCCCUGCUGGACUGACGCAAUACACCUACAGCUGGCAUUGGUACUAGUCCAGCCCAGCGCCUCAUGGGUCGGAGAUGUAAGACCCURCUCCCAAUGGCUGGCACACUCUUACAGCCAAGGUACGCUACAGAGGAGGAAACCCGGAAACUCGUGGGUAACAGGCAGCGUCAAGAGUACUACUACAACAGGCGCUCUAAGCCCCUAGCGCCAAUCGAAAUUGGAGACACAAUCAGAAUGCAGCUGCCAGGUCAGAGAACAUGGAACAGAGUGACCUGUACCACUAAAGCUGGACCCCGGAGCUACGAAGUCCAAGUUGAAGAGGGGGUGUAUAGGCGUAAUCGAAGGCAGUUGCUGAAAACCAACGAGCCGCUGACUGCUACGUCACCUGAGAAAGACAAUGGCGAGUACGCUCCACCUGCAAGUGAACUGACACAGCGCACAGAACAGUCCGACGCACCACCUGCAGUGGAGCCUGUCUUGUGCUGAUUACAGCGUUCCGUGAAACCACCCGUUUGGCACAAAGACUUUGUGAAAGACUAAGCAUUUAUAUUUUCAUCAACUUGAAUAUUUACUGUUUUGUUCUCUAACGGGCACUGUGAUACUUUACCUUUAGAAUGGGAAAGAUGUGACAAGUUGUUGUGUGACUAUGACGUGUACACAGUUGAGCAACAC
Actinia tenebrosa (Australian red waratah sea anemone) is the source of this 800-nucleotide messenger RNA. RefSeq lists its product as uncharacterized. The record is from RefSeq and is a predicted model, not a curated record. Lineage: Eukaryota; Metazoa; Cnidaria; Anthozoa; Actiniaria; Actiniidae.